Molecule: messenger RNA, 1378 nt
Organism: Prorocentrum cordatum
Lineage: Eukaryota; Dinophyceae; Prorocentrales; Prorocentraceae
Source: the annotation of a GenBank genome assembly
CCGACGACAGAGCCAAGCGCAGCAUGCACUCGCUCAAGGGUCAGGUUGUGACGGUCAACGUCAGCUCGCAUGGCUCCCUCUUCGAGUACAUGCCAGGCAUUGGUGACGACGUGAAGGUGCUGCUAGCUCAAGAUCACCACUUGCUGCCCGAGCGCUUCCAGCAGGCACAGUCUCAGGCUCGUGAUAUUGGUUGGCAUGGGAUGUGGGCUGCUGCGACGCCGAGUACUGCCUCGGCGACGGGCUCGACUGCAGGUGUCGCGAUUCUGGUUCGCACGGACGCGAUGAUCACCGCCCCUAUCUUGGCCGAGAGGGAGGUCGUCACUGGAAGAUGUCUGUUUGCGCAUAUUCACUGGGGUGUGCCUGGCGGUUUCACAGCUGGCAGCAUCUACCCCGACACGAAGGAUGGCAUGGGCCCAGUCAACGCGGCUUACCUGUGGGAGAUGGUCAAGGCACUCGCGAGGUUCAACAGCGAGGGGGUGGACUGGCUCAUUGGUGGGGACUGGAAUAACCAGCCUGCUGAGCUCUUCUCGUCCAGCUGGGCCACUGCAGCCUCGGCUAUACCCUUCUGCCCAAAGGUGCUUGGACAGGACUACCCGCCAUGGAGGAUCGUACCGAAGUUGCCCAAGGCACUACCACUACAGGCCCCUAUUGGAUGCUCGAGGUUCCCUUACUAUUGGGAGGCCACCAGCUUCGAGGUGGCCGACGACGCUGAAGGGCUUGCUGCUUGUAUGGGCGACUUGAUGAUUGGGGUCGAAAGGGAGCUCACCAACCGCUACGACUAUGUGGGCCCUGCUGCGCUGCGCUAUUCAGGCCGAGCGGGGGCGACUUCCUUCACGUGGCGGAAGGUUGCCUGGCAGCCACCCCUCAAGCGCACCUACAAGCGCCCUCAGACCUUGGCCUGGAAGGUGGUACUCCGAUGGUUUAUGCACAUUCAGAAGGAGCGCCACAGACUUCGUACGCUUGUCACCAGGCUUCAGAUGGCCCGCGUUCUUUGUGAUAUUGAUCCGCCCCAGUGCGCAGUCCUACUUCAGGCUUUCAGUGAAGUUGGUGGGUUUCUUCGUAACAUUAUGCGCAGCCAAGUGGUGCUCCACCAGAUGCCUGAGAAUGCGCAGGCCUUCCUGAACUCUGGGCUGCAGGUUUUGGUCGCACCUGGAUUCGAGGACCUCCUGCGCUCGGUCGGGAACGAGGCCACUCGGCUGCGCAAGGAGGACCAGCGUGAAUCCUACCAAGCGUGGGUGCAGUUCCAGCGUACGGCCUUUCAGCCAGGGGCCUCUAUUGCUCACCGCGUCACCAAGGUGCGGCCGCUGGAUCAGGUUGUCGCAUUUCAACGACGCCCUGCAGAUGCUCAGCCACAGGCUCUGGCGAAUCGGGACAUGAG